AACAAAGUAAAACUGAAUAUCUAAAGUAAAAGGACAAAGGCUUGACGACUUGUCCCUUAAGGUAUCUCGAUUCGUUUUUUUUUCGUCACUAGAAAUCAAGCAACAAGAGACUCCCUCGAUCGUCCCUGCUCGACGGCCAUUUGAAGCUUCUGAUCUUUCUCACAACUCUCUCUCAAGAAAACUAAGGAUUUGUAGACCUGUGUGAGCUUUGUGAUGGCAACUGAACAGAAAGCAGCUACUGAGGAAGUGAAAGUUGACCUCUUUGAGGAUGAUGAUGAGUUUGAAGAGUUUGAGAUUGAUGAAGAAUGGGAAGUCAAGGAAGGUAAAGAAAUUACUCAGCAGUGGGAAGACGACUGGGAUGAUGAUGAUGUCAAUGAUGACUUCUCGUUGCAGCUUAAGAUAGAACUGGAGAGCAAUGCGGAGAAAAAAUGAAGAGACACUUGACACUUGCUUUUUUAUCUGCCAACAUCUAUGUUUUAUUUGUGCUGUUUGACCCUCAAGAUGGUUUUAUUAUGCCUUCUAUCUUUGCAAUUAGUGUCAUGAAUAUGCUUAGCCCGAAUCGGAAACAUUGUAAGCAUUUAAGAUCAGCAUAUUGAGCACCUAUGACCAUCUGCCCAGAUGAUAAGGCAUUUAGUUAAUUUGAUGAUA
Cucurbita moschata (crookneck pumpkin) is the source of this 648-nucleotide messenger RNA. Its product is annotated as protein DSS1 HOMOLOG ON CHROMOSOME V-like. NCBI's taxonomy places the organism in Eukaryota, Viridiplantae, Streptophyta, Magnoliopsida, Cucurbitales, Cucurbitaceae. The record is from RefSeq and is a predicted model, not a curated record. The transcript has 3 exons. Gene Ontology annotation, biological process: proteasome assembly; mRNA export from nucleus; double-strand break repair via homologous recombination. Gene Ontology annotation, cellular component: proteasome complex; proteasome regulatory particle, lid subcomplex. Bases 214 to 432 code for a protein of 72 amino acids.